Messenger RNA from Eucalyptus grandis, 2113 nucleotides. RefSeq names its product laccase-17. The transcript has 6 exons. Lineage: Eukaryota; Viridiplantae; Streptophyta; Magnoliopsida; Myrtales; Myrtaceae. Gene Ontology annotation, molecular function: hydroquinone:oxygen oxidoreductase activity; copper ion binding. The record is from RefSeq and is a predicted model, not a curated record. Bases 110 to 1825 code for a protein of 571 amino acids. Gene Ontology annotation, cellular component: apoplast. Gene Ontology annotation, biological process: lignin catabolic process.
UCGUUCUUCGAAUGCCUUCGCACUUGGUGGUCCACGUAUUUCAUCACUUGCAUUUGGCCAGCACAUCAUAGCUACCUCUUAUAGCUGUAAUCUUCACCAAAUUGGAGAGAUGAGCUUCCAGAACCAGCUCUUCAUCUUCUGCACGUUGCUACUAGGGUUUCUGAAGUUGGCAGAAGGCAAAACGAGGCACUACACCUUCCAUAUCGAUUCCCAUAACAUGACGAGGAUGUGCCACACGAGGAGUGUGCUGAGUGUAAACAAGCAGUAUCCAGGGCCGCCGCUUGUGGCGAGGGAAGGCGACAACAUCCUCGUCAAGGUGGUGAAUCAUGUUGCCGCCAACGUCACGAUUCACUGGCAUGGGGUUCGGCAACUGAGGACGGGAUGGGCGGAUGGACCGGCUUACGUAACCCAGUGUCCCAUACAGACCAACCAGAGCUACACCUACAACUUCACCCUCACCGGCCAGAGAGGAACGCUGCUGUGGCACGCGCACGUCUCGUGGCUAAGAUCGAGCAUCCACGGCCCCAUCAUCAUCCUCCCCAAGCGGAACGAGUCCUACCCGUUCGAGAAACCCUCCAAGGAAGUCCCCAUAAUAUUUGGAGAGUGGUUUAAUGUAGACCCCGAAGCGGUCAUCGCCCAAGCUCUUCAGAGUGGAGGAGGUCCCAAUGUCUCCGAUGCCUAUACCAUCAAUGGCCUUCCAGGACCCUUGUACAAUUGCUCCUCUAAAGACACCUUCAAGUUGAAGGUGAAACCUGGGAAGACAUACCUCCUCCGGCUGAUCAACGCUGCACUCAACGACGAGCUCUUCUUCAGCAUAGCCAACCACACAGUCACCGUCGUCGAGGUUGAUGCCGUGUACACCAAGCCCUUUUCUGCGGGCUGCCUCCACCUAACCCCGGGCCAAACCAUGAAUGUCCUCCUCAAGACAAAAACCGACUUUCCCAACUCCACCUUCCUCAUGGCAGCGUGGCCCUAUUUCACCGGCAUGGGCACUUUCGACAAUUCCACCGUCGCCGGAAUCCUUGAGUACGAACAUCCAAAGAGCUCAAAUUACCCGCCGCUCAAGAAGCUCCCCCAAUAUAAACCAACUCUCCCUCCCAUGAACAGCACCGGUUUUGUCGCCAAAUUUACAGGGCAAUUGCGUAGUUUGGCCAGCGCUAAGUUUCCUGCCAACGUGCCACAAAAGGUUGACAGAAAAUUCUUCUUCACCGUCGGCCUUGGGACCAGUCCGUGCCCCAAAAACACCACGUGUCAAGGACCAAAUGGCACGAAAUUCGCCGCAUCAGUCAACAACAUAUCGUUUGUGCUGCCGUCCGUCGCUCUCCUGCAGGCUCACUUCUUCGGCCAGUCCAACGGAGUGUACACCACGGACUUCCCCACCAACCCGCCCGUCCAGUUCAACUACACGGGGACGCCGCCAAACAAUACCAUGGUGACCAACGGCACCAAGACGGUGGUGUUGGCAUACAACACAAGUGUAGAGCUGGUGAUGCAGGACACGAGCAUCCUCGGCACGGAGAGCCACGCGCUUCAUCUGCACGGGUUCAACUUCUUCGUUGUCGGGCAAGGGUCCGGGAACUACAACCCGAAUAAAGACCCGACCAAAUUCAAUUUGGUGGAUCCGAUCGAGAGGAACACGUUCGGUGUUCCCUCAGGAGGAUGGGUGGCCAUUCGUUUCCUAGCUGACAACCCAGGGGUAUGGUUCAUGCACUGCCAUUUGGACGUGCACACGAGCUGGGGUCUGAAGAUGGCAUGGAUAGUCCUGGACGGACCACAGCCCAAUCAGAAGUUACCGCCGCCACCGUCGGACCUUCCGAAGUGCUGACUUUGACAGCCACCCAGGACGGUAACCGAGCCACCGCAAAAAUGAAGAUUUUCUCCGCCGAGUGUUCUUCCUUUUUUUUUUGGUAAUUAUGUAUCGUUUGUUGGUAUAAUUCUUUUGUGUCAUUCUUCUUGAUCAUAGCGACCCUGCCCCUUCUUUCAAUGUUGGUUGAGAAAGACAGUACAACAGCUCAACUGCGACCAUGAAUGCGGUCGAGUAUUUUAAUGAUCUCUUUAUCAAUCUUAAUCCUCAACUACCAGAAGUGGUUUCGCCCGACGAGGUUUCUGUCCA